AUGCCGCCACAGUGCCUAGCAAAAAGACCUGUCUCCCGGGGGGGGGGGGGGGGGGGGGGGGUGGGGGGGGGGGGGGGGGGGGGGGGGGGGGGGGGGGGGGGGGGGGUUGGGGGGGGGGGGGGGGGGGGGGGGGGGGGGGGAGGGGGGGGGGGGGGGGGGGGGGGGGGGGGGGGGGGGGGGGGGGGGGGGGGGGGGUGGGGGGGGGGGGGGGGGGGGGGGGGGGGGGGGGGGGGGGGGGGGGGGGGGGGGGGGGGGGGGGGGGGGGGGGGGGGACAGAUCUGA
Knipowitschia caucasica is the source of this 282-nucleotide messenger RNA. Lineage: Eukaryota; Metazoa; Chordata; Actinopteri; Gobiiformes; Gobiidae. The record is from the annotation of a GenBank genome assembly.